Molecule: messenger RNA, 1169 nt
Organism: Panicum virgatum (switchgrass)
Lineage: Eukaryota; Viridiplantae; Streptophyta; Magnoliopsida; Poales; Poaceae
Exons: 5
Coding region: 64-843 (259 amino acids)
Source: RefSeq, a predicted model, not a curated record
AAUGCAAGAGCGGAGAAGCAGCGACAUGCCCGUGCGACAUCAUCCAAUGCAAACCUUAGAAACAUGGCAUCCCCUGCUAGACUUAUCAAGCUAUAUAGAUACAUUUUUGAGGAUCAGCGCAAGAUGAUUGCUAAAUUCAAAUUUGAUGGCUUGUUGAAGAUUGCGUGCACCACAAUGCCAGUGGACUUCGCCAAUUGGCUGAUGUCGGAGUGCUUUGAUCCGGAAUCAUCAGAACUAGUUCUUCUCGGGAGGGGUAGGAUUUUAGUGACACCAAAGGCUGUGGCCAAUAUCCUAAACUUGUCAGACAAAGGUGACGAGGUCAAAUAUGAGUUGGAUGUGGAUGCAAUCAACUUCAUCUACAGCAAGUAUGGAAUUAUCCAAGGGCAAGCACCUAGGAUUGAAGAAAUAAUGGAAAGGAUCAAACAAAACAAGCGCGUAGAUGAGGAUUUUCUGAGAUCAUGGAUGAUGAUUGCAGUGUCAACCUUUUUGUGCCCGCCCACUAGUUUGGGAAUAAGCCCCAGAUGUUAUCCAGCACUUCUUGACCUUACACGCGUGAACAAGCUAAACUGGUGUCAAUUUGUUGUUGACCAGCUCAAGGAGGCAGUCACAAAAAUGAACAAACAAAAUUCUGUGAGGGGUUGUAUCUUACUACUUGUUAUCCUGUAUGUAGAUUCAUUAGAUGUUGGUAAUGUGCAAAUCCCUACAACCAAGCCCAGGAUUGCAGCAUGGUCAAGGAAACUUUUGGACCAGGUAAUCAAGCUCGAUACAAACCGUGAUGGAUCAUUUGGCAAGCUAAAGCUAAAAUUAUCAGGGAGUUCGGUGGCCCAAGUUUCAUUUUCCUAGAUGGAUGAUGUAAACAGAUUUGUAGCAUUAAAGACGCCCCCCACACGGCUACUGAGAAGAAGAGAAAAAUCGCCAAUGCUGUGAGUAAAGUUCUGACUGGGGUAUCAGAGUUGCUUGGCACCUUCAUACAAGAUAUGACUGAUGCUGAAGACUCUCCCAAGCCAGAAUUGAGAAGAUCAAAGCGUAGUAAAACUGCACAGCAAUCUGAAAACGAUGGCGAAGAAGACAUAGACGAAGACCCAGAUUAUGAUGAUGGAGAGGAGUGGAUUAGCAGCAGCGAGGAUGGUUUUGAUGAGGAUUUUGAGAGUGAAGACAAUCAAGAUGAA